UUCGAAGCUUUAAUUAUAAAACGACCGUUAUAAAGAAUUAAAGUGUGUAAGAAAAUAUAAAAUUAAAUAUAAAACGGAAGAACAGAUAAACAAUGAACAAUAUAAGAGCAAUUAUAAUUCUAUUGAUAAUCGGUAUAUGCCAUUUGAGUUCAACAGCUAAGGCAUCUGUAAAAUCUGAUUUUGUUACAAGUAAUAAAAAUUUUGCAUUGGAUUUUUUUCAAUAUUUAAGAAAUAAUCCAAAUAAUAAAGAUAAAAAUUUAAUAUUUUCACCAAUUUCAAUACAAAUUGCCGGUGGAUUAUUGUAUGCUGGAGCUGAAGGUAAAACAGCUAAUGAAAUAUUAAAAGGUUUCAGUUUACCUGGAAACGAUAAAGAAUCUGUGAAUAAUGUAUUCUCAACAUUCUUUAAUAAUAAUAAAAAUCUAUUAAGUUCAGGAAAUUUUUAUUUAGCUAAUAAAAUUUAUGUUAUGAAUGGUUUUAGUUUAAAACCAAAUUAUAAUGAAAUCGCUACUAAAUAUUAUCAUUCAGAUAUUGAAAAUAUUAAUUUUGUUGAUUCAAUAAAUUCAGCUAAAUCUAUUAAUGAUUGGGUUAUAGAACAUACUGAUGGUAAAAUAAAAGAUCUUGUUGAAUCCGAUUCAUUUGAUCUUUUAACACGUAUGUAUAUAGUAAAUGCAGUACAAUUUAAAGGUGAAUGGGAAAAUAAAUUUGAUUCAAGUAAUACAGGAAUUGACGAUUUUUAUGUAACACCAUCAAUAAAAAUUCCAUUAGAAAUGAUGCAAAAAACGGGACAAAUUGAAGCAAAAAAUUUUUAUGAUAUAUCAGCUACCGGAGUAAAUUUAAAAUAUAAAGAUUCUGAUUUAUCAUUUUAUAUAUUAACAACACAAAAUUAUGAUCAGCCAUUAAGUGAUUUAGAAAAUAAAUUGGAUGCAACAUUUUUAUCAGAUUUAUUUGAACAAACUAAAGAUCCGAUAUCAGUUCAAUUAAAAUUACCAAAAUUCGAAUUCGAAUUAACAACAGAUUUAAAAGCAGCUCUCAAAGAGCUUAACGUCAAUACUAUGUUUACCAGUGAUGCCGAUUUUACUAGUAUAUUAGAUACUACUGAGCAAUUAAUGGUUUCGGACGGUGUUCAUAAAGCUUAUAUCAAAAUUGAUGAAGAAGGUACAGAAGCUAGUGCGGCUUCAGGUAUCAGCAUAUCAUCACGUAUGGGUCCUAUGACAAUCAACAUAAAUCAUCCAUUCUUGUAUUUUAUUAAAACAUCUGAUGGUAAAAUAUUAUUCAUGGGAAGAUUUACAGGACAAUAAAAAUUUAACUUUGAAAACUUUGUAAAAAAGCGAGUAAAGACUGCAUUUAAUUUUUAACCGAAGCUUUACCAAAAAAUUAAACUUUUUUUUCACAAUAGAAUUAAGUGUAUAUUUUUAAAUUAUAUUUUUAAAAAAUAUUAUUAAAACAAAAUGUAUUAUAUAUGCUUUUA
Molecule: messenger RNA, 1468 nt
Organism: Condylostylus longicornis
Lineage: Eukaryota; Metazoa; Arthropoda; Insecta; Diptera; Dolichopodidae
Product: serine protease inhibitor 42Dd-like
Exons: 4
Coding region: 93-1298 (401 amino acids)
Molecular function (GO): serine-type endopeptidase inhibitor activity
Source: RefSeq, a predicted model, not a curated record